Messenger RNA from Medioppia subpectinata, 876 nucleotides. The record is from the annotation of a GenBank genome assembly. Lineage: Eukaryota; Metazoa; Arthropoda; Arachnida; Sarcoptiformes; Oppiidae.
AAGAAUUCAGUGCUUAAAGUGAAAGAAAGCGAAAUUAUAUACGAUUUUUGUUGGUUUCCGAAAAUGAAUUCAUGUCUUCCGUCCACCUGUUUAAUGCUGACUACAAGUCGUGAUAAUCCCAUACACUUAUGGGACGCCUAUACGGGACAACUAGUGGCCAGUUAUAAGGCCUACAAUUGGGCCGAUGAAGUGGUUUCGGCCAACUCUAUAGCCUUUAGUGCCGACGGAAAUAAAAUAUAUUCAGGAUUUGAGAAAUAUAUUCGAGUCUUCGAUACGUCUACUUCUGGACGAAAAACUGGUCAAAAGGGGAUCAUAUCGUGUAUUACAGUAAAUCCAUUCAAUCCAAACAUUAUAGCCGUUGGUUCUUAUGAUAAAAGCAUUGGUCUCUACGAAGAGCCGGGAAUGACAAACAUAUGCGUGCUAUCGGGUCAGAGAGGAGGUGUCACUCAUCUUAAGUUCUCUUCAGACGGCAAUCGUCUUUAUAGCGGCGGAAGAAAAGAUUCCGAGAUUCUCUGUUGGGAUCUGAGAAAUAUCGGUAAUGUCUUGUCUGUCAUCAAUCGUGAAGUGAAUACAAACCAAAGAAUAUAUUUUGAUUUAACUUUGGAUUCAAAGUAUUUGGUGACCGGAAGUGAUACUGGAUUUGUUGCCAUUUAUGAUAUUAGUAGCGAAUCAAGUGAUGAGAACGUAAUGAAACCAAUCAACACAUUUGUCGCACAUAAUGACUGUGUGAAUGGUAUUAGUCUUCACCCGACUCUACCGGUGCUGUCGACCACUUCAGGCCAAAGAAGAUUUCCUGAUAUUUCCGAUUCAGAAGACGAAGACUUGUCUCUAUUAAAGACAACACAAGAAAAUAGUCUAAAGCUUUGGUGGUUUUAA